This is a messenger RNA of Acipenser ruthenus (sterlet), 2156 nucleotides long. Its product is annotated as hippocalcin-like protein 1. The coding region runs from base 446 to 1027 and encodes 193 amino acids. Gene Ontology annotation, molecular function: calcium ion binding. The record is from RefSeq and is a predicted model, not a curated record. The transcript is spliced from 6 exons. Lineage: Eukaryota; Metazoa; Chordata; Actinopteri; Acipenseriformes; Acipenseridae.
CUUUGAAAACGCUGUUAAAACAAAAAAAAAAAAAAAAAAUUGAGAUUUAUUUUGUGUUAUCAAUUAAUAAAACAAUACCUGCUUUUAAAAUCGCCACGUAAUUGCAGUAGCAACCCCCCUCGCUACAUCAGUUUAAAUGCCUUGGCCCGGAGUAUAAGCAUCCUCACCUUGCUGAGAAGCGACUCCGUGCUCUGUAUAGUCGGCUGUCGCUGCGUUGGAGGGUUGCAUCCACUGUGCUCAUACAGUAACAUGGUUUACAGCACGCUGCACUUCUGAGGGACCCGCUAACACACACGCAGAGAAACGCCAAAAGCAACCUCGGCGACAAGGUUCAAAGGCACCUGUCCUCUUCCUCCCCCAGCCUCCCCACACGCUCUCACUCACUGUCUGCUGCUCCUCCUCCUCACACACACACGCACGCACACACACACGCAGAGCCGGCGCUAUGGGCAAGCAGAACAGCAAGUUAAGGCCAGAGAUGCUGCAGGACCUGCGAGCGAACACGGACUUCUCCGAACACGAGCUGCAGGAGUGGUACAAGGGCUUUCUGAAGGACUGUCCGAGCGGCACGCUGAACGUCGAGGAGUUCAAGAAGAUCUACGCCAACUUCUUCCCGUACGGGGACGCCUCCAAGUUCGCCGAGCAUGUCUUCCGCACCUUCGACACCAACAACGACGGCACCAUCGACUUCCGGGAGUUCAUUAUCGCGCUGAGUGUCACCUCCCGUGGCAAGCUGGAGCAGAAACUCAAGUGGGCCUUCAGCAUGUAUGACCUGGACGGGAACGGGUACAUCAGCAGGGACGAGAUGCUGGAGAUCGUACAGGCAAUCUACAAGAUGGUCUCCUCAGUGAUGAAGAUGCCGGAGGACGAGUCGACGCCAGAGAAACGGACCGACAAGAUCUUCAGACAGAUGGACCUGAACAACGACGGCAAGCUGUCUCUUGAGGAGUUCAUCAAAGGUGCCAAAAGCGACCCCUCAAUCGUGCGAUUACUGCAGUGUGACCCCAGCAGCGCGUCGCAGUUCUGAGCUUCCCCUCCUGCCCCAGGGAAACGAAGACAAAACGCAUGAAGAAGGGAAUUCCCAAAAAGCCACAGUGAUGGGGGUGUGGAAACCAGGGACAACCUGUAGGAGCCUGGAAUUGUUCUUUGCAUUUGGAAUAGAAUGUUGGCCUUGGAAGACAGAAGGGACACAGAAGCGAUAUCUCGCCGUUGUGAACUGGUAACUACCCCACUGGCUUGUACUGGUUUUUGCGGUGGAUUAUCAGAAUGUUCUGGAGCUGCUGAACUGUUUGCUCGGACGCUGCGUGUGUGUGCAUGUGUGUGCGUGUACGUGUACGUGUAGGUUUGACGUACAAUAUUAUCUUUUUAUGUUACCUAAAAUCUGUUAACAUGUUACUUUCUUGUAAUUGAGCUCAUCAAUACAUUGUUAUAUUGGUUCUAAGUUUUGGUCUGUCUUUGCACUGCAUGAUAUACUGAGAGUAUUACUGUGUAAAGUGUAAACAUGCUCCUUAUCUGAACUUUAAGUUAGGGAAUACAAUUCAAACCAUAAUUUACAGGCAUGCAUUUUCCACGUGUUAUAAAAAAUAUAACAAGUGAACUUUACACCUGAAUAGAAACAUACUAAACGAUAGGCAUUAAUAUUGGAGGGGGCUAUCGGGGUCCCAAGAACCCCAAAAUAAAACACAACAUAGAGCAUGUAUACUAUUGAGUAGGGUUAAUCCAGACUGCAGGUAUAAUACUCAGAGUGCCCAGCAUGUGGCAGUAUUGGACGUGCAGUCAAAAUGCGAAUGAAUUGAUAUUGUGUGAACACAUGACACACGUCUAAUGAGCCCGAACAUACUGCAUCCGUGUCUCCGUACAGUCCAGGUUAAACUUUGUCUCCUUAUUUUUUUUAUUUUUAAAAUGUCUUUGCUAGAAUUCAGUUCGCUGUUUUACUUUUAAGUAAAUGUUAAAAUCUUUCUUUGUUUUUCAAUUUAGUGAUACAAAUAUUUUUGUAUGGCUCUUUGAAAACUCCCUGGUCAUCAGUGUGGCUCUUUUUAACCAAAGUAGAUGGACAAUUCAGACCUUCUAGAUUAUUCUCGCUCCCCGAUUUGAAACCCUGGGAGUGUGUAAUAUGUGGGAGAUCUGUUAAGCACUCCCAUCACAAAUCAAUACAA